Molecule: messenger RNA, 1191 nt
Organism: Trichoplax adhaerens
Lineage: Eukaryota; Metazoa; Placozoa; Uniplacotomia; Trichoplacea; Trichoplacidae
Exons: 16
Coding region: 1-1191 (396 amino acids)
Biological process (GO): amino acid metabolic process
Cellular component (GO): cytoplasm
Molecular function (GO): aminoacylase activity
Source: RefSeq, a predicted model, not a curated record
AUGGCUGAAGAACAUCCUGCAGUGACUGUCUUUCGCGAAUAUCUGAGAAUCAAUACGAUUUCAUCCGAAGCUGACUAUGAUGCUUGCACUAAACUACUGCAACGACUGGCAGCAGAGAUAGAUCUGCCUAUGAGAGUAAUCGAGGUCCUCCCAAACAGGCCUGUCGUUCUUAUAACAUGGGAAGGAACAGAUCCUACGCUUGGCUCCUUAUUACUUAAUAGCCAUACGGAUGUUGUCCCGGUUUAUCUUGAGCAUUGGAUACAUGAUCCAUUUGCCGCAAUUAAAACUCCGGAAGGAGAUAUAUACGCAAGAGGAACACAGGAUAUGAAAUGCGUAGGAAUACAAUAUAUAGAAGCUAUAAGAAGACUAAAGAAAGAAGGAAAGCGCUUUAAACGUACUAUACAUAUGUCGUUUGUACCAGAUGAAGAACGUGGAGGAAGGGAAGGCAUGCAAUUAUUCUGCAAGCAUGAAGAAUUUAAAAAGUUGAACAUUGCUUACGCACUUGACGAAGGUUUAGCAAAUCCAACGGAAGAGUUUAUUGUUUACAAUUCUGAGCGGCCAAUUUGGGGAGUCAGAAUUAAAUGUACUGGAAGGCCUGGACACGGCUCAAGAUUUGUUCAGAAUACUGCGAUGGAAAAGCUUAGGAAGCUAAUGAAUAAAUUCACUGAAUUUCGAAAUUCUGAAGAAAAACGAAUGCUUGAAAAUAAUUUAAGAUUGGGAGAUGUUACAACCAUAAAUAUGACUAUGGUGAACGGUGGUAUUCAAAGGAACGUAGUCCCUGCUGAUGUUACGCUCACUAUUGACGUCAGGCUUGCACUUGACGUUGACUUCCAGGAAUUCGAAGAAAGAGUCCGAUCCUGGGCAGAUGAAUGUGGCGAUGGAAUUUUAAUCACUUUUAUUGACCGUCAUAUGGAUAAAUCAAUUACCAGCAUUGACAACAGCGAUAAAUGGUGGAGAGCGUUCAGCUCAGCGGCUUCCAAUAUGAGUUUAUUACUCAUUACAGAGACAUUUCCAGCAGCAACAGAUAGCCGAUUCCUACGCCAGGCAGGAAUACCUGCCCUAGGAUUCUCUCCAAUGAACUAUACGCCGGUAUUACUUCACGAUCAUAAUGAAUUUUUGAAUGAAAAGAUCUUCCUUAAGGGAAUAGAAAUCUACUGCGGUAUUAUAUCGGCAAUGGCCAAUGUAGAUUAA